Messenger RNA from Monopterus albus (swamp eel), 4311 nucleotides. Its product is annotated as dipeptidyl aminopeptidase-like protein 6. The record is from RefSeq and is a predicted model, not a curated record. Gene Ontology annotation, biological process: regulation of potassium ion transmembrane transport; proteolysis. Gene Ontology annotation, cellular component: plasma membrane; voltage-gated potassium channel complex. The transcript is spliced from 26 exons. Gene Ontology annotation, molecular function: potassium channel regulator activity; serine-type peptidase activity. Bases 630 to 3167 code for a protein of 845 amino acids. NCBI's taxonomy places the organism in Eukaryota, Metazoa, Chordata, Actinopteri, Synbranchiformes, Synbranchidae.
UGCUCAAUGUGACAGCAGCGCUACAGUAAAGCUGCUCUCUCAGUGCUGGGCACUUCUCAUGCACAGCGCGUCUGCUGAGAGUACCGCCGAGCUCUCUGCGUCCUUCACCCGCUUCAUGCGUGAGGACAGGCCGCCAAAAACAGAGCCCGUAAGUGUCAGAACCUUGUCUUUUGCUCUUUUGUUUUGUGGACAAUCACUUGGAGUCUGGUGGGAACCGAAUAUCUGAUCGGAAACGUAGCGCAUCCGCUUGCUAUCGCACUGCAAGGAGGCAUCAGGAAACUAAAGAGGGGAGACAACGUGUUGUGAAUACAGAACAGAGUAACUAUUGGCACCUACAGCCCAGCGGUCUGCCGUGCGCCCGGAGAAAGCUUAAAGGACAUCGCUGCGAAGGAUUCAGCUUUAUUGUUGUAACACUUAGGGCUGUGAUUCAUCCCCAGAUGCUUAUUUAUUAGCUAAGUAUCCCCAUCUUAUCUUUUUGCUCUAUCCCGAAGGUGAAAACUGGCUGUCUGCCAUCGGUUCCCCUCGAAGCGCACAGAAACCCAAUAGACCUUGCCAAAAAACUCGAAUUAGGCGCGAUCUUUCUGUGGCUCUGACAUGCUGUAAGUUGUUAUCUGGACUGGACCUACAUUAUGGCUUCGCUGUAUCAGAGAUUCAACGGCAAGAUCAAUACGACCAAUUCCUUCCCGCAUCCACCUGAGGCCAGCCACCUCCUCGGUGGACAGGUUGCAGACGAGGAAAACGCAGCGAAGACCCCCCAGCAACCCGUCGGCGGCAGACCUCACGUCCAGUACCGCAAAAAAUGCUUGCGGGAGGGUGAGGAUGACCUGGUGGGGAGUGCGCCGGCUCAGAGGAACUGGAAGGGAAUAGCCAUUGCCUUGCUGGUCAUCUUCAUCAUCUGUUCCCUGAUUGUCACCUCUGUCAUUCUGCUGACCCCUCGCGAAGACGACAGCCUCGCCCUUAAGAAGAAAGUGACUGUUGAGGAUGUUUUUGGUCCAGACUUUCACAUCCAUGACCCAGAUGCCAAAUGGCUCAACAAGAAUGAGCUCCUUUAUCGCACAAGAGAUGGAGACAUUGUCAAGCUUAACGCUGACACCAUGCAGAGCAGAGUUGUCGUGCCGAACCAGUUGUUUGAUCGAGCCAGAGCUACCAAGUAUCAAGUGUCUCCAGACAUGCAACAUGUGUUGUUUGCCUUCGAAGUAAAACCGAUCUACCAACACUCCUAUGUGGCCAAGUACAUUAUCUACAGCCUUGUGACACAGGAAACCUGGUCUCUGAAUCCCCCUGAGGUGCAAGACACAGCUCUGCAGUUUGCCGGAUGGGGACCGCGAGGCCAGCAGCUGAUCUUCAUAUUUGAAAACAACAUCUACUACAAAACGACAAUAGACAGCCGAGCAAUCCGCCUGGUUUCCACCGGUCAGGAGGGCGUCAUCUUCAAUGGCCUUGCUGACUGGCUGUAUGAGGAGGAGAUCCUACAGACCCACAUAGCACACUGGUGGUCUCCAGAUGGGCUCCGUCUGGCCUACAUGACAUUCAAUGACUCGCUGGUGCCAAAGAUGGAAAUCCCCUUCUUCACAGGAACACUGUACCCUGCCAGCCUGGAAUAUCACUACCCAAAGGCAGGUGAGGAAAACCCUGUGGUGUACCUGUCAGUGGUGAGCCUCAACGGUCCCCUGCACACAGUGGUGAUGAAGAAACCUGAUGACCCCCGAAUAGGGAGGGAAUAUUAUAUCACCAUGGUGAAAUGGGCCACCAGCACCAAACUGGCUGUCAACUGGCUGAACAGAGCCCAGAACAACUCGAUCCUGACGCUGUGUGAGGCUACAACUGGAGUCUGCAUCAAGAAACAUGAGGAUGAGAGUGAGAGCUGGCUGCACAGACAGAACGAGGCGCCACUCUUUUCCCAAGAUGGACACAAGUUUUUCUUCACCAGGGCAAUCCCUCAGGGUGGGAGAGGAAAGUUUUUCCACAUCUCUAUGUCAACCUCAAUGCCCAACACUAGCACAGAUAUACUUCAGUCCCUGACCUCUGGUGACUGGGAUGUGACCAGCAUCUUGGCCUACAAUCAUGAAAGGAACCUCAUAUACUUCCUGAGCACAGAGGACGAUCCCAAGCGACGACACUUGUACAGUGCUGACACAAUCCCUCCAUUUAACCGCUGCUGCCUGUCUUGUGAGUUCAAGUGCGGCUAUGUGGAUGUUUCAUUCAGCCACGACAUGCAGUACUUCUUACUCAACUGUAAAGGCCCCUACAUACCGAGCGUUGCUAUCUACAUGACUGAAGACAAACAGAAGGUGUUUGAUGUGGAGACAAACGAGAGAGUAAACCACACAUACAACAACACACAGAUGCCCAUAGUGGACAACAAGACCAUCACCAUAGAUGACUACACCCUCACGAUGCAGAUUCUGAAGCCAGCUACUUUCGUAAACACAGCCCAGUACCCCUUAUUGCUGCUAGUGGAUGGUACGCCUGGUGGGCAGAUGGUGACGGAGCAGUUCCAGGUGGACUGGGCCACAGUUCUGGUCAGCAGCUUCAGCACCAUCGUCAUCCGCUUUGAUGGCCACGGCAGUGGCUUUCAGGGCACCAACCUUCUCCACAAAGUCAGAAGGAAGCUGGGAAAACUAGAGGAGAGGGACCAGCUGGAGGCUCUCAGGUUCAUAUCCAAAGAGCCUUACAUUGAUAAGAAUCGAAUGGGAGUCUAUGGAAAGGCCUAUGGAGGAUAUUUAGCCACAAUGCUUUUGAGCUCUGAAGAGUUUACCCAACUUAAAUGUGGAACAGCAGUCUCACCCAUCACAGAUUUCGAGCUAUAUGCAUCGGCAUUUUCAGAGCGAUACCUUGGCUCAAAGACGGAUUCUAGAGUAUAUACGAUGGCAAAUUUAGCACACAGAGCGGGUCAGCUUCUGGAGAAGCAGUAUAUGAUAAUUCACCCAACUGCUGAUGAAAAGGUUCACUUCCAGCACACAGCCAAAUUUAUCAACCAUUUAAUCAGCGAGAAGGCCAACUACACUCUACAGAUCUACCCAGAUGAGGGACACUUUCUACACAGUGAGGGGACACAGCAGCACCUGAGCCAAUCUCUGGUCAACUUCUUUGAGGUGUGUUUUCGGGUGCCAGAGGUACAGACCAACAACCAGCAAGAAGAAGAGGAGGAGGGGGACAACAGUUAGACCUGCUCCUUUGAGCAGCCCUGGCCAGCGACAACAGCACAAUAUGCAACCAAUCUUUCUAACCCAAUCACUCCACACCACCUGCGGUCCAGUGUGAUUUUAGCUCUACUCUGAAGUGCAGCACCCGCAUGUGCAAAAGGGCCCUCGGCCUGCAGCCCCUCUCCUGGCCGCUGACAAGAAAACCAGUCAAAGACAAAUAAGUCUCAGAUGUGAACAGUCAUAGCUCCCUCUGCUAUUACAAUAAAUGGACCAGUACUCCCUCUGGUGGACAAAUAGAGGACAACAGUCUACUGACCAACUCUCCACUCCCAAACCAGACACACUGAGCGCUUUGCAGCAGAAACUGGUCCCCAGUAAAGAUCAGUCUGUUGUUAAAAGGCUGCCGGUUUCUGAUAACCUCUGCCAGCCAACUUACUGAUUAUUGUGUUGAGUAUGAUUACUACUACUUGUUUCUCAGAAUUUCACUGUUCAGUGUCUUACAAUAGUACCAUGUCUGCAGCAGUCUUUAGUUGCUUUACAAAAGGGCACAAUGUUUAACUUGUGUUGUACUCCUAAAAGACGUGUCUAUACAAAAUGUUACAAAAUAUUUCCCCUCCUCCCAGUUCUGAAUGGAACAAAAUUUUUUUAGUCACUGUGCCUUAUUGUGGGUGAAAUGUUUAUGUUAAGAGCCCACACGACACUGAAAGUGAGUAAAUAUGGAUAGCCCUUGUCUGAACCGUGCAUUUUGUUAAAAUCAGAUUUCAUUUUUCCUCAAAGAAAGUUAUUAGUGAGCCAAGCUAAAAACACAAGCUACUGCAUACAGUAUUAGCUCUCAAAACAGGGACAAGAGUGAAUACAAAGUAACUGUACUGUAUGUCCAUUUGAAAGAUGUUAUUAUACUUGCAAGGUGUAAAGAAUAUUUAGUUUGCAAAUGAUUUUCUAUUUACCUUGCAAACUGGUGAGUUAACAAGGCUGACUUUUUCAUAAUUUUGUGAAUUUCUUUGACUUGUGUGUUAAAUGUCUCGAGUCUCUCCUCAUGUCACUUCUGUUAGUACUGUCAGUGGUUUCUAGUCAGCUGAUGUACAAAGUGUAUAAAUCUUCUAUUAAGUCUUUAUGUUAUAUGUGCAACUUGUAUAUAAAGCAUUCUGAAACGUAUGGUGUGCUG